CAGACGCUGCAGGUUUUGCACCCUGCUUGUGUUUCAGCUCUUGUGACUCUGACAGCCGUUAUUCUUGAGCGGAUUUGCCAUUUCUAUUAUUUAAGACCUACGUAGUGUCGUGGAGACGUAUCCGAAAAGGGUUUCAGUGAUAAAUAUAAAAAAACGAACCCAAAAUUAUUUGGAUUAACGGUACCUUUAGCUGCGUUGCUAGGCUACGCUAAGCUAAUCAAAAAUAGUUAGCUGUCAGUGAGCUAGCGCGGUUAGUAAUGACCCUUACUGUAUGUUAAGAGACUCUGCUUUUGACUGUGUUUGUGUUUAGGGAAUAUUCUAGGUGUCUGUAGUGCUUAAUAAUGGACAACCAUCAGUACGGAAGAGACAACAAACCGCCACGGAAAAGGGCUUUGGGUGGAGCUGCACCCAACACGAGCUGGGGAGGUGAAGACACGGAGAAAAAGCCCAAGUUUCCCUUAAACAUCAGAACACUUACCGAUGACGUGCGGGACCGAUUUGCAAGUAUUCGCAUCCCAGGCAGUAAGAAAGAGAGAACACAGCUUGCCCACAUGACCAAGCAGUCUUCCUAUGACUGGUCCAACUCGUCCGAGGUUGAGGACCUGUCCUCCAGGAUCACUUCAGAGAAGGAGAUUCUUGCUCUCUUCGAGAAAAUGAUGGAGGAUAUGAACUUGAAUGAAGAUAAGAGAGCUCCACUGCGAGAGAAGGACCUGAGCAAAAAGAAAGAGAUGGUCCUUCAGUAUAUUGUUACAGCGGCGAAAACUGGCAGUCUGAAGAGCAGUCAUCAGAUCUCUCCUCAGGAGUUUCUCAGCGAACUGAAAAGUGGAGCGACUGAUGAGAGGCUGUUUGCCUGCCUGGAUUCCCUCAGAGUCUCUCUCACCAGCAAUCCAGUCAGCUGGGUGCAGAGUUUCGGUCACGAAGGCCUCGGACUCCUGCUGGACAUACUGGAGAGGCUCCUUUACAAAAAACACCAAGACAAGGUUGAUAAGCGGAGUCAGCACAAAGUCAUCCAGUGCCUAAAGGCUUUCAUGAACAACAAGUAUGGACUGGAGCGGAUCCUCGGGGAAGAGAAGAGCUUGGCACUGCUGGCCCGAGCAAUGGAUCCUCAUCAAUCUGCCAUGAUGACGGACGUCGUCAAGCUGCUCUCUGCCAUCUGCAUAGUCGGAGAAGAAAACACCAUGGAGAAGGUGCUCGAAGCUAUCACCAGUGCGGGAGAGAGGAAGGAGACCAGUCGCUUCAGCCCUAUAGUCCAGGGUCUCACCGACCGCUCAGUCCAGCUCCAGGUGGCUUGUAUGCAGCUCAUCAACGCUCUCGUUACCUCUCCUGAUGAGCUGGACUUCAGGCUGCACAUCCGAAAUGAGUUCAUGCGCUGCGGCCUGCGAGAGAUAUUGCCGACUCUGGGUGCUAUCAGAAAUGAGGCUCUGGACAUCCAGCUGAAGGUGUUUGAGGAGCAUAAAGAGGAGGACAUGAUGGAGUUUUCCCACCGCCUGGAGGACAUUAAGAGCGAAUUUGAUGAUGUGGGAGACGUGUUUAACACGGUGUACGGCUUGGUGAAGGACACCGCUGCCGAGGUGCAUCUACUCUCCAUCCUGCAGCAUCUCAUGCUCAUCAGGAACGACUAUUUUGUACGGCCACAAUACUUUAAAAUCAUCGAGGAGUGCGUGUCUCAGAUCGUACUGCAUCGCAGUGGGACAGACCCGGAUUUCUCCUACCGCAAGCGCCUGGACGUGGACUUCUCUCACCUUCUAGAGGUGUGUGUGGAUAAAGCGCGGGCCGAUGAAUACGAGCAGAGGGCUUUGGAGUUGGCGCAGAAGUUUGAUGAAGAGAUCAUGGGGAGACAGGACGCCUUGGCCCAGCUCCUGAAGAAGGAGGAGAAAAUCAAUGAGCUGGAGGCAGAGGUGCAGGCCUUUAGAACACAGUUUGGGACAGCUCCAGCGGGCAUACCUACAGCGGGCAUACCUAGUGGUUCCUCAUGUCCCCCAGGACCCCCUCAUCCACCACCUGUUCCAGGGGUUCCACCUUCCCCUCCUCCUCUACCUUCUAUGUCAGGUUGUGCAUCCAUGCCCGGUGUACCUCCUCCUCCUCCUCCUCCUCCUUUUGGUGCUCCUCCUCCCCCGCCUCCUCCAGGGGGUUUUAUGUCCUCUCCCACCCGCCAUGUGCUGCCGUUCGGCCUUCAGCCCAAGAAAGAGUUCAAGCCUGAGACCAUCAUGAAGCGCCUCAACUGGUCCAAGAUCCAGCCACAGAAAAUGACAGAGAGCUGUUUUUGGGUUUUAGCCAAAGAGGACCGCUAUAUGGAUCAGGAUCUCCUCGGCCGCCUGGCUCUCACCUUCGGCUCUCGUGGCCCCGCCCGACGGGAUGAUGAGGAGCUCGAGGAGAAGAAAUUCAUUAAGAAGAGAAUCAAAGAGCUGAAAGUCCUGGAUCCAAAGAUCGCCCAGAACUUGUCCAUUUUCCUGGGUUCCUUCCGUCUGCCUUAUGAAGAGAUCAGGAGGAUGAUUGUAGAGGUUGACGAGGAGCAGCUAACAGAACCCAUGAUCCAGAACCUGGUGAAGCACCUUCCUGAGCAGGAGCAUCUGAACGCACUGGCCAAAUAUAAACACGAGUAUGCCAGUCUGUCCGAACCUGAACAGUUUGGGGUUGUGAUGAGCGUUGUAAAAUGUCUGCGGCCGAGGCUCAACUCCAUCCUGUUUAAGCUGCAGUUUGAAGAGCAGGUGAGUCACCUGAAGCCAGACAUGCUGGCGGUGAGCGCGGCGUGCGAGGACGUGAGGAAGAGCAAGGCCUUCAGCAACCUGCUGGAGCUCGUGCUGCUCAUGGGUAACUACAUGAAUGCUGGCUCUCGCAACGCCCAGUCCUACGGCUUUGACCUCAGCUCCCUCUGUAAGUUAAAAGACACCAAGUCGGCCGAUCAGAUCUCCACGCUGCUUCACUUCCUAGCUGAGGUGUGUGAGGAGAAAUUCCCAGACGUUCUCAAAUUCGUCGACGAAUUUCAACACGUGGACCGAGCCAGCAGAGUCUCGGCGGAGAACCUGGAGAAGAGUUUGAAGCAGAUGGAGAAGCAGCUGCUGCAGCUGGAGAAAGAUCUGGACACCUUCAGCUCUCCUGACAACCGAGAUGACAUGUUCCACCGCAAGAUGGCCAGCUUUGCCACUCACGCGAGGGAGCAGUACCAGAAACUGGUCGUCAUGCACAGCAACAUGAGCACGCUGUUCCAGAACAUGUUGGAGUACUUCGCCAUCGACCCCAAGAAGACGUCCGUGGAGGAGCUCUUCACAGACCUGAGUAACUUCAGAGCCAUGUUUGUGCAAGCGGUGAAGGAGAACGGGAAGAGGCGGGAGGCGGAGGAGAAGCAGAGGAGAGCAAGGGCUGCGAAAGAGAAGGCCGAGCGCGAGAAGCAGGAACGGCAGCAGAGGAAGAAGAGGUUGCUGGAGGUCAACGCAGAAAACGAUCAGACCGGAGUGAUGGACAGUCUGCUCGAAGCGCUGCAAUCUGGAGAUGCCUUCAGAGGGCGAAGGAAGAGAGCACCUAGGCCCCGAGAUGAAGCAACUCAAAUGGUCAACCAAAGGCCAGUUCUGAAAGACUGCAACCAUGAAAACACAAAGGUACCUCUGCAAAGGUCACGGUCCCGGCAGAAUAUCAAUUUCAGCUCGGCGCGAACCCCUACUUCCAAGGAGGCUCAUUACGAGAUGGAGGCCCAUUCAUCUGCGGCGAGAAGAGUAGCCCACCGCCCGGAGAGGGAGCCGGAGAAGGAGCGAGCGAGAGAGUUUGACGGCGGGAAGGAGCGCACUCCUCCCAGAUCCUCAGCGAACGGGGAGACGGACGUAGAGGCUCUCCUAGCCCGGCUCCGAGCCCUGUGACAACCUCAACCUCACCUCCGUUACCCAACGCUCUUUAAACCUCUGCAAACAUUAAGAGUGGCCCUCGCUUUAAAGGCAACAGCACAGAAACAGAGAAAAAGUCUUAACUAUUAACUUCUGCGAUGUAUUUGUUUAAGCAUAGACAUUUUUUAAGGUUGAGAACAGCUCCAAUUUUGCACUUCUCAGAAAGCGUAAAAGCCGAAGAGUGUUCGUAGAGAGGUUUGUCCGUGUAAAAUGAUUCUCUACGACGCAGCGGUACAGUGCUGCCAAAUUGUUUUUGUUUUGUUUUUUCCGCAGAAAACGGCGUUUAAAUGCUACAGCACCUUACGUACACUUUGAAUAUGUUCUUCCUUCUAUGCAAACUCAUUAAGUGUCUUUUUUUCCAACAUAGUUAUCGAGUCGUGUUAUUUUCUUUGAAAUUGUUUAAACUUAAGGUGUCCAGGUCCAGCCGUGUAAGUAGUGAUAGCAGGCUCAGCUUUGCAGUAUAUCGAGUACAAUUAUGCGUGACGUAUAUCAGCGUUGUAUAUUAGGGGGGG
Messenger RNA from Clarias gariepinus (North African catfish), 4387 nucleotides. It is a transcript of the gene diaph3, whose product is annotated as diaphanous-related formin 3. Gene Ontology annotation, molecular function: actin binding; small GTPase binding; microtubule binding. Gene Ontology annotation, cellular component: cytoplasm; actin filament. Bases 342 to 3851 code for a protein of 1169 amino acids. Gene Ontology annotation, biological process: actin cytoskeleton organization; actin filament polymerization. The transcript is spliced from 28 exons. NCBI's taxonomy places the organism in Eukaryota, Metazoa, Chordata, Actinopteri, Siluriformes, Clariidae. The record is from RefSeq and is a predicted model, not a curated record.